Aedes albopictus (Asian tiger mosquito) is the source of this 7537-nucleotide messenger RNA. RefSeq lists its product as uncharacterized. The transcript is spliced from 4 exons. Lineage: Eukaryota; Metazoa; Arthropoda; Insecta; Diptera; Culicidae. The record is from RefSeq and is a predicted model, not a curated record. Gene Ontology annotation, biological process: DNA integration. Gene Ontology annotation, molecular function: nucleic acid binding. The coding region runs from base 792 to 6758 and encodes 1988 amino acids.
AGUACGCCCCUGGCGUAGAUGCGCACCGUCCGAUCCAACUGUUUGACUCUCGCACACUAGUACACCCAGGUAAUGUACGCCACCUUCACUCUCCGUGGACAUUGGUCAUGCGUGACUAUCCAAUGCAUUGUUAUAGAUUGAUAGACAGAACACAAUCAAUUGAUGUAAAAACACUUAUCCACAUUAUCACGUGCAACGACAGUUUACAGAAAUAACUAUUAAAUUUGUACUGUAGUUUAUAACUAAUUGGAAUUAAUUUGCUAAUCGUGUGAACUUAUUAGUUUGCCCAUGCAAAGUGAAUUUGUUAUAACCUAAAACCUACUUAAGCCUAUACCUACAUGCAAAAGGUAACUUUUAUACAUAAAUAAUGAUAAAAUGCUUAAAACUAAACUAUUCUAGUACGGCUAUCGGAAUUAAGUACGGAAAGUUGCAGUGAGUACCAGAAAACAGGCCAUCUAGUAAGCAAACACAUGACCUUUAGUAGUUUGAUCACCGGCAAGUAUCACACAACGGGACUAAACGUAAGUGAAAAUGACCAAAAACCUUUUUUGUAAAACUAAUAUUAAACAUGCAAACAUAAGAAAUCCGACGAAUGUACAAUAACUAACAAAAAUAUCCUGUAAUGCCUCAAUUUCAGGAAUAAAAUAAUAUCCUAGUUAGAACGUAAAUCCUACGUCUCCGGUCGUUCUGAUAUUAUUGAUUCGGAAAUCAACCCGUGCCGUUAUAUGUUGGCAACUUCCAACAACUUAUUUUAUUCGUUUACUGACGAGUGAACACGGUCAAAUACGGUCAUGUCGAGUCGCGGUCGGUCAAAUAAAGGCAGUAAUGCCGGCGGUAGUGAUAGUGGUGCAAUUGGUGGUGUGAAAGUGGUGGUCACCGACGAAACAGUGGAACCAGAGGCGUCCUUUCCUGGUCGGUCGUGCAGAGUUUGCCGUACGGAUGAUUCGGAUGAAAUGGUGAGGUGUGACAGAUGUCUGAAGUGGUUCCACUUCUCCUGCGUGGGAGUUACCCAAGCCAUCGAGAACGAUCCCUGGAGUUGCAAGGAUUGCGCCAAUGCGGAGCAGGUUCCGGAGUGGCUGGUGAACCCGUGUGAUGGUGGCGCCAAAAAGAAGCAUGCUGCAGAAUUCGAUAGCGACAAGCUGAACCUUCCACCUCUUCAAGAGCAAGAUGACCCGUUAACUCCCAAAACGUCGAAAGCUAGCAAGGUUGGAGGACAGGCGGAAAGUAAGAGGAACGAGAAGAAGGCGGCGCCGAAAGGAAGAUCCCAUACAUCCGAGCAACCACAUGCGGACCAGAAGCAGCUGAGAGGAACCAACUUACUGCAAUCAAAGGAGAUCGACAAGCAUCCGACGAAGAAGAACAACAAGUCGUGGGCACGAGUUAGCAACCAGACGCUGCCAAAGGAAACUGGCGAAAAACCAUCGACCAGCUUCGAAAAGGCAAAGUCUGUGAUAUCUCACGCAUCCAGUCGAGCAUCUAGCAGAUCCUCGCAAUCUCUUGCCAAGCUGAAGCUGCAGAAGCUCGAAGAGGAGAGGAUUCUGAACGCGAAGAAGCUGGAGCAAGAACAAGCGUACCUGGAGGAGAAGUAUAGGCUGCUGGAGGAGAUGGUUAGUGAGAGAGGAUCUGAUGUUAACAGCGUGUCGGAUGCUGUAAGCGAAUGGCGUCCCCGAGCGCAAUCGAGUCACCGCUCGCAGCUGGGAGAUCAGCGGUCAGCCCAACACGAACCUUUUGAUCUUGGCGCCGGCUCCCCGGGCAACCUCAGAUGUAGGUCAUUCGUUGAAGAACAACGCAGCGUGCACCGAGAAGUCCCACACUUCGUCAACCGUGUUACAGAACGUGAAGAAGAUUGCUGUUCGUUAACCAAGAAGCAGUUGGCGGCCCGGCAGGCUGUUUCCAAGGAUCUGCCCCAGUUUUCCGGCAACCCCGAGGAUUGGCCUUUAUUCAUAACGACGUUCAACAACACCACGACAAUGUGCGGCUUCACGAACGAAGAGAACAUCUUUCGACUGCAGAAAAGCCUUAAAGGACGAGCCUUCGAAGCAGUGAAGAGCCGUCUAGUACACCCUUCAAACGUUCCCGGUGUGCUGAAGACCCUGAAAAUGAUGUUCGGUCAGCCGGAAGCCAUCGUGCAUACGCUCAUUGAGAAAAUUAACUCCCUGCCGCCAAUAAGAGAAGACAAGUUAGAAACUUUAGUGGACUUUGCCGUCAAUGUGGAGAACUUUUGCGCGACGGUCGACGCCUGCGGCCUGGACGAAUACUUGUACAAUACAACCCUCCUACAUCAGCUUGUGAGCAAGUUACCUCCAACAAUCAAGCUGAACUGGGCGCAGUACAGGAUAUCCUUGCCGGGAGUCAAUUUAGCUGCGUUCAGUACCUGGAUGUAUGCCCUCGCUGAAGCGGCAAGCGCUGUCACCAUUCCGAACAUCACGAAUACAAGACAACUUCGGAACGAAAGUCGUAGUGCGCAGAAAGGAAAUGCUUUCGUGAACGCGCAUUCUGAAAGUUCUUCGGCAACACCUCGUUCAUCGUACCCCUCAGAUGGAAAACAACACAGUGUAGGGAGUGAAUGCAUCGUUUGCAAGGGAACUUGCAAGACGGUUGACAAGUGCAAGCGCUUCCUCGAAUUUUCUCGAGAUUCACGUUGGAGUGUAGUACGAGAGUUUGCACUUUGCCGUCGUUGUCUUUGCCGCCACAAUGGAUUGUGCCAAGCCAAGUCCUGUGGUAAGAAUGGAUGCCAGUUCAAGCACCAUGCGUUGCUUCACAAUGAUCAGAAGCAGCAAUCAUCAGCUACUCCGGUAGCGCCAUCCUCUUCAACAGCAGUGUCUUCAGCGGCGGAAAAUCACGAAUCCCCAAAGGCCGGCUCCAGCUCAACAGCGCACGGUUGCCACACGCACCAGGCUAAAUCAAGCGACGUACUGUUUCGCUACCUUCCGGUAGUGUUGCACGGUAAACACCGAUCGAUCCGUACAUACGCCUUCCUUGACGAUGGCUCCGAUCUUACGUUACUCGAUGAAGAGCUAGCCGAUGAACUAGAACUGGAUGGGGAAGUACGAUCGCUUUGUCUGCACUGGACCGGUGGCACUCAACGGCAAGAAGUGAAGUCCAAGAUCGUUGAACUGGAGAUAGCCGGUGUUCACAGUGGAGCUAGAAAUUUCGCUAUCUGCGGUGCACGCACAGUGAACGAGCUUCUUCUGCCGUACCAGACCCUGAACAUCGAUGAACUGUCAACGCUAUAUCCACACCUGCAAAGACUUCCAAUCGAUUCGUACCGAAAUGUCCGACCGCGGAUUCUGAUUGGACUCAAGAACCAACAUCUCAGUCUCGCUCUGAAGUGCCGCGAAGGGAAGCCGAAGGACCCUGUCGCCAUUAAAACCCGUUUAGGCUGGACAGUGUGUGGCGGAGAAACAUCAGAGUCUGCAACCAGCCCAGUGCACUCUGUCUACCACAUUGGAUCCUGCGAGGACCACAACAAGGCAGAUGAGGAUCUACACCAGGUUAUCAAAGACUACUUCGCGCUAGAUAGCUUGGGGAUCAUGAAACCGAACAGAGCGCUUCUUUCCGUCGAUGAUCAGCGCGCGCAGUCUCUUCUCCAGUCGUUGACGAAAUUCACGGGGGAGCGCUACGAAACCGGUCUGCUUUGGCGUCACGAAACCACUCGUUUACCGGACAGUCAAGGAAUGGCUCAUCGUCGGUUCCAGUGCCUCGAAAAACGCAUGAGCAAGGACGACACGCUUGCCAAAACGUUGAGGGAAAAGAUGGCGGAUCACCUGGCCAAAGGCUACGUACGAAAACUAUCCGAUGACGAGCUGCAACAAGCUUUUCAACGCGUUUGGUAUCUCCCAGUGUUCCCGGUAACUAACCCAAACAAACCAGGGAAGGGUCCUGACAAUCUUUCUUCGUUGUUCACCGUGCUGAUCCGCUUCCGUGAGCAUCCCGUAGCGCUGACAGGUGAUAAACGUGAGAUGUUUCACCAGGUUCUCAUUCGAAAAGACGAUCAACAUUGCCAGCGAUUCUACUGGAGAGACGAAGAUGGAAAAACAGCUGUAUACGUCAUGUGCGUCAUGACAUUUGGCGCUUGCUGUUCCCCUAGCAGUGCACAGUACGCAAUGAAUCUGAACGCCAAGCGCUUCGAUAAAGAGUAUCCAGAAGCUGUGGAAGUCAUCGAGAAGCAGCACUACGUCGACGAUAUGCUCGUGAGCGUCGACACCGAAGAGGAGGCUAUUAAACUCGCGGAGGAUGUCAGAUUUGUGCACUCGCAGGGCGGGUUCGAAAUCCGAAACUGGACCAGUAAUUCGCAACGUGUAUUAGAAGCUCUUCGCAGCAGUAACGCCGAGGAGAAGAGUUUGGACCUCUCGCCAGAAAUGACGGCCGAAAAGGUGCUUGGGAUGUGGUGGUGUACAGCUACCGACGUUUUCACCUACAAAGUCGGUUGGGACCGCUAUGACCAAGAUUUGUGGGAAGGUCUCCGUCAACCUACGAAACGGGAAGUCCUCCGAGUCCUUAUGACGAUAUUCGACCCCCUUGGGCUCAUCGCGCCCUUCCUAAUGUUUCUCAAGAUCCUGCUGCAAGAAAUCUGGCGAAGUGGCAUCCAGUGGGACGACCGAAUCGACGACAACGCCUUCACCAAGUGGCGUAGUUGGCUGCAGGUCCUGCCCCAAGUCGAGCAUGUCCAAAUACAACGAUGCUUCCGCUCCCACUUGAAUCCUGCAUACGACGACGUGCAACUACACACCUUCGUUGAUGCGAGCGAAAACGGCAUGGCUGCUGCAUGCUUCCUGAGAUUCGUCCGGAAUGAAGUCGUCUGGUGCUGUCUAGUAGCCGCCAAAACAAGAGUAGCUCCCUUACGAUAUCACUCGAUUCCGAGACUCGAGCUCAUGGCAGCGGUUAUUGGUAAAAGACUAUCCCAAACAGUUAUUGAUUCCUUGACCUUCAACGUCAGCAAGCGGUUCUACCACUCGGAUUCCAGGGACGUCAUCUGCUGGCUGUAUUCGGACCACCGUCGCUAUACACCUUUCGUUGCCUGCCGAGUCAGCGAGAUCCUGGAGACUACAGAGCAGUAUCAAUGGCGCUGGGUCCCGACAAAGCUCAAUGUGGCAGACGACGCAACGAAAUGGGAGAAAUUUCCAGACAUGACUCCAGAGUCGAGGUGGUUCAUCGGCCCGGACUUUCUGCGCCUGCCAGAAGAAGCGUGGCCAUGCCAAUCAGUGAAGGGUAGCAAGACAGAUACCGAACUUCGUCCACGUCUGCUGACUCACUUUACCUUGCCGGACCCCGCAAUCAACGUCUCCAGCUGGAAGCGGAUGCUAAAGGUAGCCACACUAGUUCAUCGUUUCCCUGCAAACUGCCGAUUAAAGAAGCAACGGAAACCUAUCCUUCGUGGUCCUCCAUCCACAGAGGAACUCCAGCUUGCUGAGCGCUACGUAAUCAGACAAGCACAACGCGAAGCCUACCCGGAGGAAACAGCUACUCUUCAGCACCCGUCGAAAUCCAUCCCCAAGACUAGCUCUCUCUACAAACUAACCCCAUGGCUGGACGACCAUGGGUUGAUGCGGAUGCGAGGAAGAAUUUCUGCCUGUGCCCAAGCCAUCGAAGACUCCAAAAAUCCGAUCAUCCUUCCACGUGACCACCACACCACCAAACUCAUAAUCGCACAUUACCACAACAAAUAUAAGCACCAGAACCAUGAAACCGCAAUAAAUGAACUCCGCCAGAGGUAUUGCAUUCCUCGGCUUCGAGCAACCUACGCGAAGGUACGCUACAAUUGCCAACACUGCAAAAACAAUCGUGCCGUUCCGCAGCCUCCAAUGAUGGCCGAACUGCCCCCAGAACGACUUGAUGCCUUCGCUCGACCCUUCACCAAUAUUGGCGUCGACUACUUCGGGCCAAUGGAAGUCGUCGUGGGCCGCCGAGUAGAAAAACGAUGGGGAAUGUUGAUCACAUGCCUAACCACACGCGCUAUCCACAUCGAAGUGGUGCAUACGUUAAGUACCGACUCAUGCAUCAUGGGACUCCGCAACUUUGUAGCACGUCGUGGUACACCGAAGACGAUCUACAGCGAUCGCGGGACCUGCUUCAUAGGUGCGAGCCGUGAACUACAGAACGUGGCAGUUGUUAUCGACCAGGACGAGGUGAUGAAGGAGUUUGGCGGAACCGAAACGACCUGGAAGUUCAAUCCACCAGCGGCGCCACACAUGGGGGGCAGCUGGGAACGCCUCAUAGGUGUUGUAAAGCGGAACCUUAUGGCAAUCCGUCCACCGCAUAAGCCUAACGACGAAGUGCUUCGAAACCUUCUGGCCGAAAUUGAAAACACCGUCAACUCCCGGCCCCUAACCCAUGUACCGGUCGAUGAUGAAGCAGCGCCCGCACUUACUCUAAACCACUUCCUCCUAGGAUCAUCCGAUGGUACAAAACCACUAUGUACCAUAGACGACAGUGGAGCGGUCCUACGGCGGACCUGGAAGCUUUCUCAACAACUAGCCAACCAAUUCUGGAAGCUUUGGUUGACCGAAUACUUGCCAGAAAUCACUCGUAGAACGAAGUGGUUCACCGACACGAAGCCAAUAACGAUGGGGGACGUAGUAGUCAUCGUUGAUCCGAAGCUGCCCCGCAACUGCUGGCCUAAAGGCAAAAUCAUUGCUACCAGCGUCAGCCCCAAGGACAACCGGAUCAGGUCGGCAACCGUGCAGACUGCGACUGGAGUGUUCGAGCGACCCACAGCUAAGCUGGCCGUAUUAGAUGUACGGCGCGACGAAUUGUAAGCCGAUUGACCAUCGGCGUACCCGGGGGGAGUGUUGAGUACGCCCCUGGCGUAGAUGCGCACCGUCCGAUCCAACUGUUUGACUCUCGCACACUAGUACACCCAGGUAAUGUACGCCACCUUCACUCUCCGUGGACAUUGGUCAUGCGUGACUAUCCAAUGCAUUGUUAUAGAUUGAUAGACAGAACACAAUCAAUUGAUGUAAAAACACUUAUCCACAUUAUCACGUGCAACGACAGUUUACAGAAAUAACUAUUAAAUUUGUACUGUAGUUUAUAACUAAUUGGAAUUAAUUUGCUAAUCGUGUGAACUUAUUAGUUUGCCCAUGCAAAGUGAAUUUGUUAUAACCUAAAACCUACUUAAGCCUAUACCUACAUGCAAAAGGUAACUUUUAUACAUAAAUAAUGAUAAAAUGCUUAAAACUAAACUAUUCUAGUACGGCUAUCGGAAUUAAGUACGGAAAGUUGCAGUGAGUACCAGAAAACAGGCCAUCUAGUAAGCAAACACAUGACCUUUAGUAGUUUGAUCACCGGCAAGUAUCACACAACGGGACUAAACGUAAGUGAAAAUGACCAAAAACCUUUUUUGUAAAACUAAUAUUAAACAUGCAAACAUAAGAAAUCCGACGAAUGUACAAUAACUAACAAAAAUAUCCUGUAAUGCCUCAAUUUCAGGAAUAAAAUAAUAUCCUAGUUAGAACGUAAAUCCUACGUCUCCGGUCGUUCUGAUAUUAUUGAUUCGGAAAUCAACCCGUGCCGUUAUAUGUUGGCAACUUCCAAC